UGAACGAAAAGGCGGAAAGCGACAUGGCCUGGAUGAAGCGGAAACCUUACAUUUACGUAGCGCUGCCAAGAGCAACAGGCCCCGCCAUCACUCAUCCAGCCACGACCCCGAAACCAGGCAUGCCACUCGACCCCAGACCCUACAGGAACCCAUAUUGAAGCCACCGUUCUCGCUCGUUACAUCGGCCGAAUUCUUAUACCUCAGAAGACUCCCUGCGUGCUCUCAAACGACGUCAAUGGAGGCGGCAUCCGCACGGAUGGCCGCCCGCGAUCGAUACGGAGGAUGGGGGGAUGCGCCCACAUCUCAGCUACAGCGCUUCAUAUUAAACGCAUGUGAUCCUCAGAACUUCGAACCUAACCUCGCGCUGAACCUCGAGAUCACCGAUUUGAUCAAUUCGAAGAAGGGUACCGCACCCCGAGAAGCAGCAGUGACUUUGGUACAAUAUAUAAACCACCGUAAUCAGAAUGUGGCCUUGCUCGCCCUCAGCCUCCUUGAUAUCUGUGUGAAAAACUGCGGGUACCCUUUCCAUCUACAAAUAAGCACCAAAGAGUUUCUCAAUGAGCUUGUCCGUCGCUUUCCCGAACGACCGCCGGUGCAUUCCUCGCGCGUGCAGAACAGAAUUCUCGAGUUGAUAGAAGAAUGGCGGCAAACAAUAUGUCUGACAUCGCGGUACAAGGAGGAUCUGGGUUUCAUAAGGGACAUGCACAGGCUGCUCAGCUACAAGGGAUACAUGUUUCCAGAAGUGCGGAAAGAGGAUGCCGCUGUGCUCAACCCCAGUGAUAACCUUCGAUCGGCCGACGAAAUGGAAGAAGAAGAACGUGAAGCGCAGUCCGCGAAGCUCCAGGAGUUGAUUCGACGUGGUGGCCCACAGGAUCUACAGGAAGCCAACAAAUUAAUGAAAGUCAUGGCUGGGUUUGAUACGCGGAACAAAACAGACUGGCGUGCAAAGGCCGCAGAGGAGGUUGGAAGAAUCCAACAAAAAGCAAGGAUACUGGAAGAGAUGCUUCAAGGCCAAAAACCCGGAGAUCCCAUCAAUGAGGGCGAUGUUUUUGAGGAACUGGCAAACGCCUUACAGAGCGCGCACCCGAAGAUUCAGAGAAUGUGCGAAGAAGAGUCGGACGACACUGAAGCUGUGGGCAAACUCUUCGAAAUCAACGACAGCAUCAACCGGACAAUAGAAAGAUACAAGCUGUUCAAGAAAGGGGAUAUGGAAGCAGCAAACAAGAUACCACAAGGAACCCUUGGGAAGAGCGGAGCUGGCGUUUCUCAGGGACCCAACAACACUUUGAAUCUGAUCGAUUUUGGAGACCCAGAACCUGCUCCUGCUCCUGCAGCUCCAGAAUCUUCUGCAGGGAGCUCUGCACAACCGGCUGCAAAGGGCAAUGCGCUCGAGGAUGACCUUCUUGGUCUCUCAUUGGGAGCACCGAGUUAUGGCCAGAGCGGCAGUAUUGCGCUCGGUGGCUCGUCGAACGGAUCAGUGCUCGGUUUGUCUGGCGCCCCAGUCCCGCAAUCGCAGACUCAAUACCAGAAUACAGCGAAGUCCAUCACGGACCUAUUUGGAUCAACCUCCAACUCGGGGCCUUCAUCUCAAAUUUCGUCACCUUUACCUCCUUCCAUCGCCCACCCACCACCCCAACCAGCACGAACACCCGAUCCGUUUGCUUCGCUGAGUAGUCCAGCACCAAGGCAGGCUUCUCCGAUGCACUUCCAGCAAUCGACAGGGUCAGGAACCAUUGAUCUGCUGGGUGGAUCAUCCCCCGCUCCGCCUUCUACGCUGGCACAAAGUAGUACAGCAGAUGCGGCUGAUGACGACGAGUGGACUUUUUCGUCGGCCGUUCCAGAUACUUCGAAAGAACUCACAGUCGUCAAUGCCAGCCUGAACAUCGUUUUCAAUGUCUCUCGAGAAACAGAUUCGACACUUCUAGUCAAGUCCCGGAUAUCUAACAACACGUCCUUGCCAGUAUCUGGGUUGACGUUCCAGGUAGCUGCAUCCAAGGGCGCACAAUUGCAAUUGGAGCCGCAGACUGGCGUUUCGCUCGCUCCAAAUCAGCAAAACGGCGUGACACAGAACAUCAGACUGAACGGUGUACAAACAGGAUCUGGCAACAGCAUCAAGAUGCGAUGGAAAGUUUCAUAUUCCCUUAGCGGGCAACAGAAAAAUGAGAUGGGCGAGAUACCAAGCUUGGGUGUGUCAUGA
This is a messenger RNA of Periconia digitata, 2197 nucleotides long. Lineage: Eukaryota; Fungi; Ascomycota; Dothideomycetes; Pleosporales; Periconiaceae. The record is from the annotation of a GenBank genome assembly.